GAUAUGCAAAAUGAUCUAGCUUUUCACACACAAGUCUGAGCGAGCUUCCACGGAAAUACGGCCAAGUUUCCAGGUAGUCAGUUUACUACUGUAUUCUACCUACUGUAUAGCGGACCCCUCGCUGUGUUCCCCGCUUCGCGAACAGACAACGCAGAGGCCGAGCCGAGGUAAGUUUUGUUUGGCCCAUCUACAGAUCUUCAACUCGAGUCCGUCGCCGUCAAGUGCAUAGAGUAAAUGAUAAAUAAUUAUCUCCAAGACCAGUUGUGACAUUUCGUUUGACCAUGGCACGACCUAGAAUCACCCUUUACCUUGACACCGUCAGCCCCUUUGCGUACGAAGCCUUCUACGUCCUGCGGCACGAUCCUUCCUUCAAAGCGUUCGAAAUCAAUUAUGUCCCAAUCUUCCUCGGCGGACUGAUGAAAAAUUGCGGAAACACCCCGCCGAUGAACAUCAAGAACAAGGACAAAUGGAUUGCCGCUGAGCGGCUGCGAUGGGCCAAGGCCUUCUCCAUUCCUCUCAAAGAGGAUAUGCCCCAAAACUUCCCACCAUUGACGCUCAACACGAUGAGGGCUCUCGCCGCGAUCCACACGGCCGAUGGAAAGAACCAAGGGCGCCUGGUCAGGACUCUAGAUGUCCUUUUCCACAAGUACUGGGUCGACCACACCCCGACCCAUGAAACCGAGACGCUACGCAGUAUCUUGACCGACAUUCUCGGAGAGCGUGAAGCCGAGGAAGUCCUUGCCGACGCUGCGACAGUCGGCAAGAAGGCUUUGAUGGAGAACACGGACAGAGCCUUUGAUGACGGCGCGUUUGGCCUCCCUUGGAUGAUAUGUACAAACACGGAGGGGCAGACAGAGGCAUUCUGGGGAGUCGACCAUCUGGGCCAGGUGCUCCAGUUCCUAGGCGCCGAAAAACCGAGACAGGGUGGCUGGAAGGCAGUCCUGUGAGAUCCUACGUAGUUCAAGCAUCACGCAUUUAAUUAAUAUUGGCUGGUAACUGGACGAGAUCACCACCGUCCCCCCCCAUUGGAUAUGUAUGGAAUGUAUCGCGACGUGUCUACAGGGGCCUUCGUCGCAGGUGCCAAUGUGGCAGCCCCAUACAUACAAGGAUACACGAGGUACCUAUUUGCCGGUGCAUCACAGCUGGGGAAAUCUAGCGCCCAAAUAACAAACAGGCGGUCGAAACGCGGAGCGACGCGUCAAGAUCAUCACAGUGGCACUUUAGGCAUGUCACGGGCAGGUUCUGAUGGCCCAGGUUAUGAUCAUAAACCGGCGUUCAGCA
Molecule: messenger RNA, 1281 nt
Organism: Phialemonium atrogriseum
Lineage: Eukaryota; Fungi; Ascomycota; Sordariomycetes; Cephalothecales; Cephalothecaceae
Product: HCCA isomerase/glutathione S-transferase kappa
Exons: 5
Coding region: 282-947 (221 amino acids)
Biological process (GO): glutathione metabolic process
Cellular component (GO): mitochondrion; peroxisome
Molecular function (GO): glutathione peroxidase activity; glutathione transferase activity
Source: RefSeq, a predicted model, not a curated record